Triplophysa dalaica is the source of this 3371-nucleotide messenger RNA. RefSeq names its product annexin A6 (gene anxa6). Lineage: Eukaryota; Metazoa; Chordata; Actinopteri; Cypriniformes; Nemacheilidae. The record is from RefSeq and is a predicted model, not a curated record. Gene Ontology annotation, cellular component: cytoplasm; focal adhesion. The coding region runs from base 237 to 2417 and encodes 726 amino acids. The transcript is spliced from 24 exons. Gene Ontology annotation, biological process: plasma membrane repair; mitochondrial calcium ion homeostasis; neural crest cell migration. Gene Ontology annotation, molecular function: cholesterol binding; GTP binding; chondroitin sulfate binding.
AUUUGAGAACUGGGUAUCACGACACGUCAACGCCGGGCAUUACGUCAUAGCUGGUAAAGCCGAGUUAAAUACUGAGCGCACAUAUACGUAUGUUGCGUCAGAGGAGAACAGCUGAUACUAGCAGACGUUUCAAGACCACCGACGAGCAGACAGCGGACCACUAAUCUGGAGCUUGCGACUCCGUCUUAAAAAGGUUCAAGACUAUCAUUCCAUUGCCAACCAGCACCUAAUCAAACAUGGGAAAGGAAUUCAGAGGAACGAUCACAGAUCACCCUGACUUUGAUGCAAACAGCGAUGCAGAGGAUCUCUACAAUGCCAUGAAAGGCUUUGGAAGUGACAAAGAGGCAAUCUUAGACCUGAUUACAUCACGGAGCAAUGCUCAGAGGCAGGAGAUCUGCAGUGCCUACAAAUCACUCUAUGGCAAGGAUUUAAUUGAUGAUCUUAAAUAUGAGCUGACGGGGAAGUUUGAACGUCUGAUCGUUGGUUUGAUGAGACCCUCGGCCUACCAUGAUGCCAAAGAGUUGAAGGAUGCCAUUAAGGGAGCAGGAACAGACGAGAAGUGUUUAAUUGAGGUUCUUGCUUCAAGAACCAAUGAGCAAAUUCAUGAUCUGGUGGCAGCAUACAAAGAUGCCUAUGGCAGAGACCUUGAAGAGGACGUGGUAGGGGACACAUCUGGACAUUUUAAGAAGAUGCUGGUUGUUUUACUUCAGGGGACCAGAGAGGAAGAUGAUGUUGUGAGUGAAGAUCUUGUGGAGAAGGAUGCUCAGGAGCUGUAUGACGCAGGGGAGGCACAGUGGGGCACAGACGAAAGCAAAUUCAUUAUGUUGCUGGGAAACCAGAGCGUGACCCACUUGCAGUUGGUAUUUGAUGAAUACCAGAAAAUUGCUGAGCGAUCCAUUGAGGACAGUAUUAAAAGCGAGCUGUCUGGAGACUUUGAAAGACUAAUGCUCGCUGUCGUUCAGUGUAUAAGGAGUAAAUCCAUGUUCUUCGCCCAACGUCUUUACAAAUCAAUGAAGGGUCUGGGCACGGCUGAUAACACCCUGAUUCGCAUUAUGGUGUCUCGCUGUGAGAUCGACAUGCUGGAUAUCAGAGAAUGCUUCCGCCUACGCUAUGAAAAAUCUCUGUACAACAUGAUUCAGGAUGACACAUCUGGGGAAUACAAGCGCACAUUGCUGAAGUUGUGUGGAGGAGACGACGAUAUUGCGGGAGAGUUCUUCCCUGAGGCUGCACAGAUUGCUUACAAGAUGUGGGAGAUCAGCGCCAUGACCAAAGUUCAGUUAAGAGGAACUGUGAAACCGUUUUCAGAUUUCGACCCUGCGAGUGAUGCCCAAGCUCUGAGAAAAGCAAUGAAGGGUUUCGGCACUGAUGAAGAUACAAUAAUUGAAAUUGUGACACGGAGAAGCAACGAACAGAGGCAGGAAAUAAGACAAGCUUUUAAAUCUCUUUUGGGACGGGAUCUCAUGGCCGACCUAAAAUCUGAACUCUCCAAAAACCUCGAGAGGCUCAUCCUUGGCCUCAUGAUGACCCCUGCAGAGUUUGAUGCCAAAAUGAUGAAGAAAGCCAUGGAGGGUGCAGGGACAGAUGAACAUGCAUUGAUUGAAAUCUUGGUCACUAGGAGCAACCAGGAGAUUCAUGAUAUGUGUUCUGCCUAUCAAAGUGCAUUUAAAAAGAGUUUGGAGCAAGCCAUCGCAUCAGAAACAUCAGGACAUUUCAAACGUGUUCUGAUCUCUUUGGCACAGGGGGGUCGUGAGGAGGACUCAGUAAACAUGGACAGGGUCCUGGAAGAUGCCCAAGCAUUGGCAGACGCAUGCGAUGCAGAAUCAGAUGAGAUGGAGGACAAGUUUAUGAGUAUUCUGUGCACGAGGAGCUUUCCUCACCUGAGGAGAGUGUUUCAGGAAUUCGUAAGGUGCAGCAACAAAGACAUUGAACAGAUAAUAAAGAAGGAGAUGUCAGGGGACUUUAAAAAUGCCAUGUUUGCUAUCGUGCGGAGUGUGAAGAAUCAGCCUUCUUAUUUUGCUGACCGAUUGUAUAAAGCCAUGAAGGGCCUGGGAACAGAUGACAGGGCUCUCAUCCGCAUCAUGGUGUCCCGCUCCGAGAUCGACCUCUUCAACAUCCGCAAAGACUUUAAGGAGACGCACGACGCCACUUUGCACGAAUUCAUCCAGGUAGAGGCGCUCGUUGUAAGUGGUGUGCUCCUCGUCUACGUACCAGUUUACAUGCGAGUUGUGCAGAUAUUGUGUUUUGUCUUAGGCGUUGCACAUCCUCUUUUGGUUAGAUCGAGGGGAACAGUGUGUUUGACAGGUUCCUGUGGUGUACUCGCUCGACUCAGCUGUUUAGGAAUUUCCCCUGCAUGCUUGACUUCCUCUCAGUAUGCAGAAUCUGAUUGGUGGAGAAAAGCGAAGACAGGAAGUGUUUAACAGCAGGUCUAUACUGGCUCUGUUGUCAAAACUCCCUUCAAAGAUCAAUAAUAGCUAACUUUAUAUCUUUAUUUUUAGUUUUGCUAUGUAUGUUGUGCCCGUGUGGGACGGAACCAACUAAAUGGAUGGUAUGAUUUGAAUAUAUUUAGAUUUAGUAAAUAAUCAAAGCGCUUUUAUCCAAAGCGACUUACAAAUGAAUACAACAGAAGCAAUUGGAAAUCAAACAAGAUUGAAGCAUUAUUUUAAUUUCUAGAGAUUCAAUAUUUGCAGCUGCAUAUAAAGCAUGCUGAGAAGAAGUCUAUUAAAGGGGAGGAAAGAUAAGCUUAAAAUUGUGCAAUGCUGUUUGUUUUAUAAAAUUGCACGGUUUCAUAACACUUUUAUUAUUGUAGCCAUUAAUGGAAAUAAAAUAACCUGUUGAUCUCACUGCUUGUACCGUUAUUAUGAAAGCCUCCAAGAACCUCAUUGCAUAAUGCAUUUCAUAACAACUUAAUACUAUUAUGCAACACCAAAAAUUCACGCUUGAUCCAUAUUGAUCCAAGCCUAUAUGACUUUCUUCUGUGGAAUGCAUACUUAAAAAAGUUAAUAGUGACUGCAGUUGAUGAGUUUUUGAAGGGAUUGUUCACUCAAAAAUGAAAUUUCUGUUAUCACUUAUGCACCUCUUGUCUUUUCAAACCUUUAUGACUUUCCUCUGCAGAACACAAAAGAAGAUAUUUUAAAGAAUGUUGGUAACUGAACAAUGACGGUCCCCAUUGGCCUGCAUUGGUUUUGUGAAUGUAUUGAAAACUGGUACCGCCAUUGUUCUUUAAAAUAUCUUCUUUUGUGUUCUGCAGAAGUAAAAAAUUCAUGCAGAUUUCAAAUGACAAUAGUGUUAGAAUUUUUUCCUUUUUGGGUGAACUAUCCCCCUUUAACUUUGUGGCCUGACAUAAUUCAUUAUUUAACAUUAUCAUGUCUCUG